AUGGAUAAUAUUAAAAAUUAUAUUGCGGAUCAAAAUUAUCAGGAACUUGUUAAAUUCUGUGAAGAUUUGGAGUUGGAAUUGGCAGUUAAUCCAGAUCCUAAUAUAACACCAGAAGAAUUUUACGGACCAUUUCUUUUUGGAUAUUUAUUUGAAGAUGAUCUUUCAUCAAAAGAAUUAAAUUUAAUUUGGAAUGUUGUUAUGGCUUUAUGGAAAAGAGAUCAUGAAAAGUUUUAUGAAAAUGUCAACUCAAAUAAAUGGAAUCAUUUAUUUACGCCUUUGAUUGAACAACUUGCUGAAAAGAUAAGACAAUCAAUGAUUAAUCUUAUAUCAGAAGCAUAUUCCUCCAUAUUAAUUGAUGAAUUUAUUAAAUAUGUCGGAUUACCAAAGGAGAACGCUUUAUCAAUUGUAGAAGGACAAGGUUGGACAAUUGAUAAUUCAAAAAAUAUGUUAUAUCCAAACAAAAUUGUCAAGGAAGAAUUUAAACCAAUCUCUCUUAAUAAUUUCUCACAACUUACUGACUUGGUAACCAACUUGGAAAAAUAUUAA
Molecule: messenger RNA, 546 nt
Organism: Entrophospora sp. SA101
Lineage: Eukaryota; Fungi; Glomeromycota; Glomeromycetes; Entrophosporales; Entrophosporaceae
Source: the annotation of a GenBank genome assembly